CGUAGCGCGCACUCAACCGCCGAACUGUAUUCUCUACAUCGCCUGCUAAGCCUUACGUGGCGGGCUCGUCGAGGAAAAUGCCUUCUCCGGAUAAAAUACAGCUUAGCACGACAACACGACCGUUUUCUCUCCACCGAACACGCGUUGACUGAGACACAUAUCAAUCUAAAGUCCCCCGAGAGAAGAAAAACAAUGAGCCGCGACGACGGAGACAAGCCUUCUCCGGCACGAGGGAAGAAGCUAGGCGACGAGCAGCUAGCAGAGCUCCGUGAGAUUUUCCGAUCAUACGACCAGAACAACGACGGAAGCUUGACGGAGCUAGAGUUAGCCGCGCUCCUCAGAUCUCUCGGUCUGAAGCCGAGCCAAGACCAGCUCGACACUCUCAUCCACAAAGCGGAUCGGAACAACAACGGAAUCAUCGAGUUCUCCGAGUUCGUCGCCCUCGUCGAGCCGGAUCUCGUCAAGUGCCCCUACACGGAGGACCAGCUCAAAGCCAUCUUCAAGAUGUUCGACCGCGACGGGAACGGGUACAUAACGGCGGCGGAGCUGGCGCACUCGAUGGCGAAGCUAGGACACGCGUUGACGGCGGAGGAGUUGACGGGGAUGAUCAGGGAAGCGGAUCGAGACGGGGACGGUUGCAUCGAUUUCGAAGAGUUUGUUCAGGCGAUUACUUCUGCAGCGUUUGAUAAUGCUUGGGGAUGAAGAAAGGUUUAAUAAUUUGG
Messenger RNA from Brassica oleracea var. oleracea, 722 nucleotides. Its product is annotated as probable calcium-binding protein CML18. NCBI's taxonomy places the organism in Eukaryota, Viridiplantae, Streptophyta, Magnoliopsida, Brassicales, Brassicaceae. Bases 193 to 702 code for a protein of 169 amino acids. The transcript is spliced from 2 exons. Gene Ontology annotation, molecular function: enzyme regulator activity; calcium ion binding. The record is from RefSeq and is a predicted model, not a curated record.